This is a messenger RNA of Paramuricea clavata, 9508 nucleotides long. The record is from the annotation of a GenBank genome assembly. NCBI's taxonomy places the organism in Eukaryota, Metazoa, Cnidaria, Anthozoa, Malacalcyonacea, Plexauridae.
AUGGUUCGUAAUGCGAAGCUGGUUGGUCAAUCUAUUAUUGCUUACUUGCAGCAGAAAGGUUAUCCUGAGGUAAAUUAGUCUUUGCUUUUCUACAGUAUGCUAUGUGUGUUCUCGUGAGCAAUGGAUGGAUUUUUUACAAAGUCCCGGCUAGGUCUAAUAUAAAUGUAUAAAAAUUCCACUUUGAAAUUUCCAUGUACAAAAACCUUCUACAAGUAACUGUAUCGACACAUGGCCGGAUUUUGAGGGGAGGUGUGGAGAGGUGCGCACCUCUCCUGAGAUCGUUUUGCACCUCCCUUGAGAAUUUUUGCUCUUCCUCUGAAACGUCAUGCACCUCUCCUUGGGAAAGUUUCAAUGAUAGAUCAAAGUGAAAAUUUGACAUUUUUUGGUUGCUUAGGGUCAACACUUCGUAAGAAAGUUUUUCUGUACAAUUGAAACAGUGAUAGCCAUUCAUCUCUAUGUCAAGUACCCUUUCAAUGCAAUGUUUUGAAAGAAACUUUGUAGUAUAAUUGUAAUGAAGGGCAAAAUUGGAUGAGUUGUAUACUCAUAAUUCAUUAAUACACUGAUACAUAUGUACACUACAUGCAUACGUCACGUCGUCGACUUUGGCCCGUUCUAAGCCCUAACUUUCCAUGGGGAUCGUGAGCUAGACAGCUGCAUCUCGCCUCAAUUUUUUUCCACUUCCCCCACUAUUUCCACCAAAAUCCGGCCUUGUUUAAUCGAAUGAGAUGCCUACAUCUUAAUGAAGCUCGCCUAGCUAUAUUUCAACUGUACCAAGCUUAGAGGUUUUCGUCAAAACAAAACUAGAGUAUGAUGGAUUAGCCUUUCGCUUACUGUCAAAUACUGUCCUUUAAUAAUUAGCCAAAAUAGCCUUUCGCUUUUUUUGAUUUAGGUUGCUUUACAUUUUGUGAAAGAUGAACGAACCAGAUUUGGUCUCGCUUUGGAAUGUGGAAACAUCGAUGUGAGUAUAGAAAAGAAAUAUUGCCUAGUACAAUCCAGGAAAACAUUGUGUAUUAGUAUUUUUGCACAAGUGAAUAUAACAAAUCCUACAAGUUGAUUGGUCAAAUUUGACGUAUUUUAAAAGCUGUUCACAAAACCGAAAUGUGCAAAAUGGCGGCUAGCCGCUUUGUGGAAGUUACUCGUAAAGAAAUAAGCGAAAUUAAAAUAAAUUCAGUCCCAAAAAACACAAAAGACUUGUGUAAAAAUACAUUGUGUAUUAGUAUUUUUGCACAAGUGAAUAUAACAAAUCCUACAAGUUGACUGGUCAAAUUUGACGUAUUUUAAAAGCUGUUCACAAAACCGAAAUUUGCAAAAUGACGGCUAGCCGUUUUUGGAAGUUACUCGUAAAGAAAUAAACGAAAUUAAAAUAAAUUCAGUCCAAAAAAAACACAAAAGACUUGCGUAAAAAUAUUAAAACAAUUAUUCGCCUCAGGCUCGGUGAUUAUCGGGGAAUAUUCACCUUGACUUCGUCUCGGUGAAUAUUCCCCGAUAACCACAUCGCCUUCGGCGAAUAUUUGUUAAUGAACAACAUUUUAAGGUUACAGAACACCUUUGAGUGUUAAUUUUGCCUAAAAUUUUUUUAUUGGUUUCCAUGAAAGCAUUAGACUAGUUCUACUAUCUGACCAAGUUUGGACGAAAAAUGUUGAAAACUCGCAGAGUUAUUUAAUAAAAUACAUUUCGCUGCAAUAAGGAAAACAUUGAAAAUGUAAUAUUCAAAUUCAAUUUUCUCCCGAAGAAUUUUACGGUAAUUACUGAUUUUCAAACGAGUUGUGCUCCUGCGGGUUUUAACCAAUUUUUCUCAAAUUUUCACAGGACAUAGCUAAAGACGUCAGUUUCAAAAUUGUGUUCGGCUUUUUUUUAAUUUUGGAUAUUUUAAUAAUAAAGAGCAAUUCACUUAAACAAUUCAGAAAUAUAUUGCAGUCGUCAAAGAAAUCGCCAUAUCAGCGGAAAGACGAAAUAAACAAAAAUUUCCGAACACAAUUUUUUAGAUCAACUAUUUUGCUGUAUAAAAAUGAUAUUUUCAUAAAUAUAACUUAAAACCAGCAGGAGCACAACUCAAAAGCGUAAUGGUACCACGAUUUAAGAUUUUCCUGAAUAAUUCUUACAUUAUUUUAUUGUUUGUUAAUUUUAAAACUUUACCAUAUUUUGCCUGCACUGGCGAAUAUUUGGUGAAAAUUUGAUUAAAAUCGGACCGAUAUUGAGCGGGCAGUAGCGAUUUUCCACAAAACGCCAAAAAGGGUGUCCUGUAACCUUAACCCCUUCGAAGGAGCGGAAUAGCUGCAUUUUGAGAUUUGAUCGUUUCAGCGCGAGCUGAGAUUUCACACCAGGUUUGAACUGAAAUUCUAAUUCAUCUCGGGCUGAAAUUUGCCAUGUAAUCAUGUAACAAUUUCAGCUCCAUUAAUCAGGUUGGAAUUCAGCCCGGGCUGAAAACUCCCCAUGCAAAGAUUAGCCCCUAUCAGAUUCAAAAUUAUUUAAAUGAUUUCAUUGAUAUACUUAAUUCCUUAAUCCUGGUUUCCAUAUGGUCGUAAUGUCGUAAAAAUAGAGUCACGAUCUCUCUCAACGGCCAGUUUAUAAUAGUUUAUACCUGUAAACCACAUAAUUAUAAAUCAUAAGUGUUCUCUAGUUAUAAUCACUCUGCGUAUUUUUAGUUCUAAAAUGUUGUAUUUCAGCUGAUGAGAAAGAUCGUGACUCAUCUUUACGACCGUUACGACCAUAUGGAAACCACUCAAACCAGAAGAAAAAAUGUUAGGAGGGAUUCCAGUCAAACUGGAUGUUCUCUUGCGAGCAAUAUUGCAAUAUUGUCCCACAAUAUUGCAAUUUUGAUGGGCAGAUUGCUCUGAGCAAUUUGCAACCGACGCGAACAAAUUGCAAUUUGAAAUUCACUAAAGAUUUGUAAACAAAGCCUCUGGUUGGACUAUAAGAAAGGGUGAAGCACCAAUCCAGUUGCUCAGACUAUUUGAUUGGCCAAUCAGAGGCUUUGUUUACAAAUCUUUUGUGAAUUUCCAACUUGCAAUUUGUUCGUGUCGGUUGCAAUUUGCUCAGAGCAAUAUGCCUAUCAAAAUUGCAAUAUUGUGGGACAAUAUUGCAAUGUUGCUCGCAAGAGAACAUCUGGUUUGACUGUAAGUAUGGUCCACUCCUUAUAUAAAAGCUUUCUUAGUAUUGAAUUUUUGAAUAUUUGCAGAGUAGAAAUGUAUGUUAUGUCCAUGACCGGAUUUUGGAGGGAGGUACGCACCUCCCCUGAGAUCGUUUUGCACCUCCCCUGAAAAGUCAUGCACUUCCCCUUGGGGAAGUUUCAAUGAUAGAUCAAAGUGACAUUUUUUGGUUGCUUAAGGUCUACGUUUUGUAAGAAAGUUUUUCUGUAAGUGAUAGCCAUUCAUCUCUGUGUCAACUACCCUUUUAAUGCAAUGUUUCGAAAGAAACUUUGUAGUAAUUGUAAUGAAGGGCAGAAUUGGACGAGUUGUACAGUCAUAAUUCAUGAAUACACUGAUACAUAUGUACACUACUUGCAUACGUCAUGUCGUUGACUUGGGCCCGUUCUAAGCCCUAACUUUCCAUGGGGGUCGUGAGCUAUACCGCUGCACCUCCCCCCAAUUUUUUUCCACCUCCCCACACUAUUUGGGUAGAUCGUUCCAUAGUUUUGUCCCGUUUAUAAAAACGAACACUGUCCCGCAGCUGUCUUAUAAAGUGGGGCAUCUGUGGUUGAUCUUGCAAUGAAAAAUAUUUAUUGUUUUUUAUUUAUAGGCCGCAUUAGAAGCUGCUCGAGCUUUGGAUGACAAAGCAUGCUGGGAAAAAUUGGGCGCAGUUGCAUUACGUCAGGGAAAUCACCAGGUAUUACGAGAAAGCAUAAUUUAAUUAAAACGUCAUUGUCAACCACAAUGCAUUUGUUUACAUCUUACCUACGGAAGUGACAAAUAGCACGAAAUGACGAUUAUAAACAUUUCUUUGGUGCAAUUUUAGUAUAAAAAGUUAAAAUGAGCAAGUAUAACCAUGAUUUCUUGUACAUAAUCACUAGAUAGACAUUUUUAGUAGGAUCCUUGAUAAAAAAUUCAGUAACGGUUAAUAAGCAAUUGCGAUUGUUCUUGUAACUCGUAAAAGGGUCAAGAUGGCGCCAUAUGGGGGAAAAGCUGGCAUAUUGCACUUGUCAUAUCUUCGAAACGAGUUCGGUGACCCCAACUUUUUUUCUGUUUUUACCAUGAGCAUAUCAUAAACUUCACCCCUGGGACGUUUCGGCAAAUUCUCACUUCCAGAACAAUUACUGUGACAUGAGUUUGAUAACUGCUUGUGCAAUUUUCUGCAGACAAUGUCUAAAGUUUCAUGUUGUCUGGACAUGUACUUUCUUCGGAGACACCAUUUGCCUCCUGACAAAUCGGAAAAUGAUCAAGAUAGUGACUCGGAUUGAUUUAAAUAUUGUAUUGACAUAUGACUGUUGAAAUUGCUUUUUAGUCUUCAAUAUUUGAGUGAGUCAUGCUUUGGAAAUGACAAUACAUUUUUAUUACCCAACCCUUGAGUUGUUUUGUUUUUCAUUUACCCAACCUUUUACUCGCUCAAAAUUUUGUUUACCCAACCCUUUUCUCUUCGGUGCCACGCCCAGCCAUAAAUAAUGACCACUCCCUAAGACAAUCGGUGAAGAUGAAAUAUAUUUUGAAAAUGAACCCAUGGUUUUAUUAUCAUUCUUUCUGUAUGAAGGUGUUGGCAUCUUAACUGCCUAUUCUGUAAUAGCUUCCUAGUGUCUACAUAUGCUAUAACUUGUAAUGUCGUUUAGAUCGUGGAGAUGGCGUAUCAACGAACCAAGAACUUCGAGCGAUUAUCAUUCCUUUAUCUUAUCACUGGUAACGUGGAGAAAUUAAGAAAAAUGAUGAAAAUUUGUAAGUAUUCCAAACUAUUCUUAUAAUUACUGUCGUUCCAAUUGAAGUGUUCCUCAAAUAUUGAUUCAAUACAUUACCUCACGGUGACCAAUUCAUUUGAUCAAGUUCCUCGAGAUAUUCAUACACUUCCUGUGAAAGAGCCAAUUCCAAGAAUUUGAUCAUUUCUGGUCACUUCCUUUCUAUUUAUGAUUGGUUAGUUGCACAAACAACAAAGGUGAUUGGUGCAUUCAAACUAUUCAACAGGAAGUUUACAAUUAUACUAGGAAGUAUAUGAAUAUUUCGAGGAACUUGAUGAAAUGAAUUGGUCAGCCCGAGGUAAUGUAUUGAAUCAAUAUUUGAGCAACACUUCAAUUGGAACGACAGUAAUAGCAUGGCAUUCAGGGCGAUUAGUGAUUAAAUGUACCCGAAAGCCGAGAGAGGUCGAGGCUUGAGGGACAUUUCAUCACUAAUCGACUGUAUUAUCACUUUGUAAUAUCAUAGCUACCCAGACAAUAAAACGGUUUCGAUUGAAUAAGUUGAAAUGAAAAGGCACAUUUGUUUUUUAUACUAAUGACUAUCUGGAUGUUCACUAAUCAGGUUACGGUUGAUUUUUCAUGACUGUAAAUAUUUAAUUGAACAUCAAUAUGUAACAAGGUGAAUAAUUGUUUUAGUGGGGUGAAUAAUUGUUUUAGUGUAAUUUCAUAGGUGAUUAUGUAUAGGAUAAUGCCCAAGCUCGAGGUAUUAUUAAAAAUAAUGACCGAGCGCGUAGCGCGAGGUCAUUAUUUUUAAUAAUACCGAGAGCGAGGGUAUUAUCCGACUUAAUGUACAUUAUGGUGUUUAUGAACAAAGAAAACUAUUAAGAUAGUUACAAGUUCAUUGUUGUGGUACUAUUAUUUUUCACAUAUUUGUGUUUUGUAUGCGCAUUCCUGGGCUGUGUUUUUUCAACAGCUACCUUUUUAUUACUUGAUUGAUAUUUGUGGAGUGAGGAUGUCUGGUUCGAGAAAGCGAGAUUUUAGUUUGUUUGGAGAAGGAUAUGACGAUGAAUUUGAAGUUGAAAAGACCAAUGAUUGGGAUUGCGAAAACCCUAAAGAGGGUUUGAGAAAAGCGUUUUAUUUGAAACCCUUGCAAAACUAUGAAAGGAAGCAAAUAUGGUUUUCCAGUGUCCCAAUAGGCCACAAUAAGUUACAAGGUAUGGUUAAGUGUAUAAUGGAGAAAGCGGGUGUAAAUGGGCACUUUACUAAUCAUUCAUUGCGAGCCACAGCCGUGUCGAGGUUAUUUCGUGAAGGCGUUGAUGAUAAGCUGAUAAAGGGGGUUACUGGGCAUCGUUCCGAGGCUCUCGAUUGUUAUAAGCGAGAAACAGGGGAGCAGCAUGCAAAUGUCUCGAAAAUCGUGCAAGGUAUCACGUCAGAGAAGGGUGCAACGGCGGAAAGUAGCGCGCCAAUAGAGAAGGGUGAUGAUGGAAUGGGGUCGGUUGUUUUAAAUAUUAGUGGCGGCAAUUGCAACAUUACAAUAGUUAAUAAGCCCUAGUUUUUUAAAACUUUAUCGUUGUAGUUAAAUUAAAAUGGAAAUUUUUGUAGUGUAAUUAAAAUUUGCUUUAAAGCAAAGUUGUAACGCACAAUGGUUUAUUUUUUAUUCAAGCGAAAAAUCGGGGUCAUUAUUUUAAAUAUUGGAGGUCAUUAUUAAAAAUAAUAACCUCCUGACAUUAAAUAAUGACGUUGCAUUAACUUGCGCAUGUCGAUUCUUGAAAAUAAUAACCUGUUCAAAACAAUGAAAAUGUGCAUUAAUUGGGGAAAAAAUACACAUUUCUUCGUCAUUUAAUUGACAAAACGGCUUCGGCCGCCAUUUUGAAAAUCGCUUAGGUGAAUACAAGGUGAAUAUCGCGUUAUAAUCACCUCAACGGCAACCAAUCAGCGUGGAGAAUUUUCAAUAAUCACCUAUGUAAUUGUACUAACAGAGGUUAUGCAUAAAGAUGAGGGGUGAUUAAUUACUAAUCGUCCCGUAGGAUGAUUAGUUUCUAAUCGUCCCUCAUGUUUUAGCAAUGAGGUAAAUUAGCUAGUCAUUAAUUGUCCCUCGCGAAACAAAGGAUUUCGAGGUGGCUAUGUUAUUAUCAAUAUUAAAAAUGCUAGAUGGGGGACCAGGAUUCAUAAUAAAGUUUUUGAAACGUUCUCUGAUCGUAAAAUUUAUUUUGACACGAGCUUUCGACUGUCAGUCUGCAGUCUUUGACAGGUAAAGUGAUACUAAAUAUAGAGUUAUUCUACGAAUAUAGCUACUAGGAUAGUGUAUUACAAAUACAAUGACAUGCAACACAUUAAAUUCUGACAACAAUUGCGCAACAUUUACCAGAACAAUAUAGAUUUUUAUUAUUAAUAAAGAACAGAUCCUAGUUUUAUACUUAUAACAACACUCGUUAUACUAGAGUUUACGUAGGCGGAACUACUUAUUGAUAUUGCAUGUCAUUGUAAUUAUAAACCACUGUCCUAGUAGCUAUAUCCUUGGAAUUUAGUACCAUGACCUUUACCUGUCGAAGACUGCAGACUAGCAGUCGAAAGCUCGAGUUAAAAUAAAUUUUACGAGCAUAAAACGUUUCAGAAACUUUACAAUUUUCACUGUUUAUCAUUCUCAAUGUUUAUCUGCUGUGUAUAUAUACUCAGUGGGUAUUACAGGAUGUACAAAACUUGAAAGCCCUUGAAUCUCCUUGAAUUUGAAAACAAAAAUUCAAGGCCUUGAAGUUCUUGAAUUUGUAAAGAAGCACUUGAAAAUCAUGUUUCGUUCGCUACUCUGGUUUAAAUAAAUGAUUACAAAGCCCAGUCGAAUUGUAAUCAAGACCCAACGUUUCGACACUCCAGUCUAGUGUCUUAAAUUUUUCUUGCUUUAGUUUAUGGAUAUUUUCUGAAAUUGUUUGACAUUCAAAAACGGACAUUUUGUUGAAUUGAUUUUGCAUGUUCGUAUCUAACAAAGCUGUUUGAAACUCAUUAAAGUUGCCUUUUGACAAAUUCAUCAUCAGAUUUUACUGAUUUCUAACGCCUUCAGUAUUUAGUCCUUGAAUUUGCUGAUACAUGGCCUUGAAUGUCCUUGAAAAGUUCUUGAAUUUGACUCUUCCUCGCAUGGACGAACCCUGAUAUUAACCUAAGGCUAAUACUGCAUGUUAUUUUGUUUGCAGCUGAGAUCAGGAAAGAUGUGAGCGGUCAAUACCACAAUGCACUGUACGCUGGCGACGUAGAGGAACGAGUCAAGCUACUGAAGUCACUUGGACAAGGUGGGCACAAAACUAAUUUCUCGUUUGCGCGAAACAUUGAACUCUGCCACUGAUUAAGUAUAUACCAGAUGUGUGAACUUAAUAGGACUUCGUGUCCUAAAAUUUCCCUAGAUGUACACGACAUGCUCACGCCAUGACACUUGCUAGCUAAAUGGCGUCCUGAAAAUAACGAACUUUUGCAUUUUAUUGCGCCUUUUUUGGAUCGAAAUUUAUGGAUUAAACAAUCAAGAGCAUCAUUUGUUGAAUGUUUGAAGUUGUUGAAAGCAAUUAAAGUUGUAGAAAAGGUGUUGACAGCAUUUUUGAAAGCAAUGAUGUAUUACCAAAUGACGAAUAAUUACGCGAACGACACUUGCUAGGAAGAUGGCGACCAUGGGACAACAUUUGUACUGAAGUUACACAUCUGUGCACACUUAAUCUAUGACUCCGCAGAGUUUCAUAAAAUACAGAAGGACAAUGACUCCGAAUAACAUCACCAGGAAUAGUGUAAAAUUACAAAUACAUACAGUAUAUAAAGUAAGGAAGUGCCAUUGAACGUGCCCAGAAAUCACGCACAUAAUUUAUUCUACUUUCGUAAUUUGCAUACUGUAUAUCACGUUGAAAUAUGGCUUCAACUGUAAACAGUGAAUUAUAUAACGCGACGUUGUUAAUUGCGAAAUCUGAGAAUAAUAUAGGUGGUUUGUAACUUGCCUCAAUCGCUGGCUACAAAACAAAGUGUGUCGAAGUAUUUAGUGUAAUGUUGGCUUGAUUUCAGUUACUGCCUAUUCUGCGGCAUUUUCAAUAUUUGUACAGAGGUUAGUUUUUCGGCUCAAAAAAUGGUUAUUUUUCCCGCGCGUAUUGCAAAUAUAUACAAAAUUUGCGAACUUUACAGGGCUGUAUUUAGGGUUGGGCGAUAUUAAAAAAAUCAUCUCACGAUUAUUGUCAAGGAAAUUAUCACGAUAUUCGAUAAUAUCGCGAUAAAUGCAAUAAAAACAGUGAACACAUUUUUCAAUUUUAAUUAUCAAAGCAGCUAUAGUAAGCUCAUAUAUAUUCUUAUUAAAACAAGUAAAACAACAAAUUAAAAUAAUAUGAAGGCUUUUUCUAGUCUAAUAUUUACUGUUCGUAAACCAGAACAAAACCUGCAAUUUCAAUGGAAUCAUCCAUCGUUGACCACAGAGUUUGGUUUUACUGUUUACUGAAAUUUACAUUCUACUGUAUCUCACAGGUUCGCUGGCCUACUUGACCGCAGCCACUCAUGGGCUUGAAGAGGAGAGUGAAAAUAUCAAGGCGGAAUUUAACUUGGAUUCUGAUAAGAUUCCUGCUGUCAAUCCAAACGCUCGCCUGUUACGGCCCGCCGUUCCCGUGCUACCCAAUGAAGUCAACUGGCCCCUUCUCACUGUGUCUAAGAGUGUAUUUGAGGGAGCAGUCUCGAAAG